AUGUGGCUUCUCCUGGUGUUCCUGGUGAACAAAAGAGCUACCCUGAGCUGUCCUGCAAGUGAUGCCUUCCCUGUCCCUCAUGAGUGGUACCAGCCAGGCGACCUUGUCAUUGGUGGGAUGGUGUCUCACCUGGUUUACCAUUUUUAUGAACUUCCAUUCAGACAGCAUCCUUUCCUAAACCUUUAUGAUUCACCAAUGUGGACAUGGAUUGGGAUUUUUGCUGUUGAUAACAACAAUGGAGAACAUUUCUUAAAGAAAAUGCAGCCGUUACUUUCACAGAAUGGAAUCUGUUCAUCUUUCAUAGAAAGUCUUCCACUACUAGUCCACUUGGAAGACAUCUCAGAACUUGAGGACACAGUCUCAAGAAUUGCUAUUAAUUUGAUGAAUAGUAAAGCAAAUACAUUUCUUGUUUAUGGAGAUUCUUUCACAAUCAUCGGGCUCAGAGUUGUCCCAUUUUUAGUAGAUCCUGAAAACCAGCAAACUGCAUUAUUUAGAAAGGUGUGGAUUAUGUCUAGCCAGAUUGAUUUCACACUAUCAGGCUUUCAAACCAUGUGGGAUCUCCAGAUGUUCCAUGGGGCUAUUUCCUUUACUGUUCAUUCAAGAGCCGUUCUAGGGUUCAAGGAAUUUCUUCAGAGCAUAAAACCUUAUUCAAGCUCCAGAGAUGGGUUUCUGCAGGGUGUUUGGGAACAAUCAUUUGAUUGUUCUUUUCCAAAACCAGAGUUGCAACAAAUGCCCAGUAGGCAGUGCACUGGGGAGAGGAAGCUGGAGGAUCUUCCUGGACCUUUGUUUGAAAUGGAAAUGACUGGCCAAAGCUACAGUGUCUACAAUGCUGUUUAUGCUGUGGCUCAUGCUUUGGAUGCUCUACUCAUGCUGGGGUUCCAUAAGAAAAAAGUGAAGAUGGGUAAAGAAACUGACUUUUCAGAUCUGCAGGCUUGGCAGGUCCUUCCAAUUUCUCUGUGUAAUGACCAUUGUUCCCCUGGAUCCAGGAAGAAAGGGGAUGAAGAAAAACAAUUCUGUUGCUAUGACUGUAUUCCUUGUCCAGAAGGGAAGAUUUCAAAUCAAAAUGAUCUGGCUGACUGUAUUGAAUGUUCAGAAGGCCAUUAUGCAAAUAAAGAAAAGAAAGGAUGUAUCCUGAAACUGGUGAUCUUUCUAACUUUGGAAGAAACCUUAGGAAUUGGUUUAGUCUCCACUACUCUUUGUUUCUUCUUGUUGACAUCUUGGGUACUUGGAAUAUUUAUUAUGCACAGGGAUACUCCCAUUGUUAAAGCCAACAACCAGGCCCUUACCUACACUCUCCUUCUCUCUCUUCUACUCUGUUUUCUCUCCUCUUUGUUCUUCCUCAGCAAACCUGGCCAAAUGACCUGCCUUCUCCGACAAUCCACUUUUGGCAUCACCUUCUCAGUGGCCAUUUCUAGUGUCCUGGCUAAAACCAUCACGGUGGUGGUUGCUUUCAUGGCCACGAAACCAGGAUCUCAUAUGAGGAAAUGGGUGGGGAAAAGAUUGGCCUUUUCUACUGUCCUUUCCUGCUCUCUCAUCCAAGUAUGUAUUUGUGCUCUUUGGUUGUCAACAUCUCCCCCAUUCCCCGAGUUAGACAUGCACUCAGAAGCCAAAGAAAUGAUUCUACAAUGCAAUGAGGGGUCAGCCUUCUUCUUCUACUGUGUCUUGGGCUACAUGGGGAUCUUGGCCAUCGCCAGCUUUAUUGUGGCCUUCCUUGCCCGUAACUUACCUGAUAGCUUUAAUGAAGCCAAGUUCAUCACCUUCAGCAUGUUGGCCUUCUGCAGUGUGUGGGUCUCCUUUUUUCCAGCGUAUCUGAGCACGAGAGGAAAAGCCAUGGUAGCCGUGGAGGUCUUCUCCAUCCUGUCCUCCAGCGUUGCAUUAGUGGGAUGCAUCUUUUUGCCAAAAUGCUUCAUCAUUGUUUUCAGGCCUGAGCUAAACCACAGGGAGCAACUAAUAAAGAGGAAUUAG
Molecule: messenger RNA, 1965 nt
Organism: Python bivittatus (Burmese python)
Lineage: Eukaryota; Metazoa; Chordata; Lepidosauria; Squamata; Pythonidae
Source: RefSeq, a predicted model, not a curated record